GCCGGCGGCUCUCAGGAGCCCAUCAUGGCGACGCCCCCUAAACGGCGGGCGGUGGAGGCCACCGCCGAGAAAGUGCUGCGAUACGAGGCUUUCAUCUCUGACGUGCUGCAGCGGGACCUGAGAAAGGUGCUGGACCAUCGCGACAAGGUAUAUGAGCAGCUGGCCAAAUACCUUCAACUGAGAAAUGUCAUUGAGCGACUCCAGGAAGCUAAUCACUCGGAGUUAUAUAUGCAGGUGGAUUUGGGCUGUAACUUCUUCGUUGACACAGUGGUCCCAGACACUUCACGGAUCUAUGUGGCCCUUGGAUAUGGUUUUUUCCUGGAGUUGACACUGGCAGAAGCUCUCAGGUUCAUUGAUCGUAAGAGCAGUCUCCUCACAGAGCUCAGCGACAGCCUCACCAAGGACUCCAUGAAUAUCAAGGCCCAUAUCCACAUGUUGCUAGAGGGGCUUAGAGAACUACAAGGCCUGCAGAAUUUCCCGGAGCCUCACCAUUGACUUCUUCCUACCUCCCCUAACAUUAAAGAGCCUGAAUGUCUUUGA
Messenger RNA from Lipotes vexillifer (Yangtze River dolphin), 540 nucleotides. RefSeq names its product ubiquitously expressed prefoldin like chaperone (gene UXT). The coding region runs from base 25 to 495 and encodes 156 amino acids. Gene Ontology annotation, molecular function: transcription corepressor activity. Gene Ontology annotation, cellular component: mediator complex. NCBI's taxonomy places the organism in Eukaryota, Metazoa, Chordata, Mammalia, Artiodactyla, Lipotidae. Gene Ontology annotation, biological process: negative regulation of transcription by RNA polymerase II; positive regulation of transcription by RNA polymerase II. The transcript is spliced from 7 exons. The record is from RefSeq and is a predicted model, not a curated record.